AUGACACAGGCAACGCCGGACUAUGAUACGAGUGACACCACAGCGACACACAGAGCCAGACUUUACCAUCUUUUCGGACUUAUCGAUAAGGAGUUUGAUGCUUUGUAUGCCGAAAACUGCGCUUUACGUGCCAAAAUCGAAGCCCUAGACGUCGGAGGUGAUGGCGACGUUUCUGUGCUGCAAGGAGACCCAUUCACGCCAGUUAAUGAAAGCGUCAAAAGUGGUGGAAGCAAAAGAGCCAUGCAUGUGGGACAGAAGUUGCGCACUGCUCUGCGUGGUCCUCCUGGACGUUUGGUUUUCAAAGUAGGCGGAUCAGACGGCGAGCGGUUUCGACUUAUCCGGCGUUUCGAUGGUCAUCGCGAUGGUGUUUGGCAUGUGACUGCAGAUACGACACGCAGUAUUUGCGGCAGUGCGAGCGCAGAUCAAUCGGCGAAGAUCUGGUCUCUAAAUUCUGGUGCGUGCUUAUUUUCCUACGUCGGCCACAGCGGUUCAGUGAACUGCAUAGCGUUUGCGCCACAAUCGGAGAAUCCUGCUGCUGAUGUGACUGUUGCUACUGCUAGUGGCGACGAAUCCGCCCAUAUCUGGAAAGUCACAAUAGGAUCGCAAGCAGUCUUGAGCUCCGACGAUGAUGACGAGGACAAAGCAGCUGACAGUUGCCCAUGUGAAAGCGAAACGACUCAACAGCAGUCAUCUGAAGGCAUCCGGAUCAAAAACCCACUGAUGCGUUUGACUGGACACACUGGUGUUGUAAUCGGAUGCGACUGGCUUGCAGGUGGCAGUCAGCUAUGUACAGCAAGCUGGGAUCGCACAGCAAAUAUAUAUGAUGUUGAGCGAGGAGAGGUGCUGAACAUUUUGAGUGGACAUGAGAUGGAAUUGAAUCACUGUUCUGCUCAUCCCAGUCAGAAACUUGUCGUAACAUCAUCAAAAGACUCUACCUUCCGAUUGUGGGACUUUCGUGAGACUAUACAGUCAGUCGCGGUUUUCCAAGGGCACCAGGAAUCUGUCAGUUCCGUGGCAUUUUCAACAGGUGACAGGAUAGUGUCUGGCAGCGACGACAGAACAGUAAAAGUCUGGGACUUACGAAACAUGCGUAGCGCUAUUUCAACGAUAAGAUUGUCAUCUGCAGCUAACCGCCUUUCUGUGAGCCGGUCCCAUGGCGCCAUAGCAAUACCUCUUGAUAAUCGUCAUGUCCGCGUAUAUGAUCUCGCUGGCAACCGCCUACCAAGAGUGCCGAAUAGACGGUGCCACUCGCGCAUGGUUUCUUGUGCCGCUUGGGCAGAUGAUCACCCGCAUAUCAACCUCCUCACUUGUGGAUUUGAUCGUGGGGUGGCUGGAUGGAAGGUUACGCUAGCAAAGGAAUGAGAUCGCAUGUCCAACGUUUGUGGAGCGACUAUCUCGUUCUCCUGCCUGCCGCACUCACAAUCAGACAGUCGGAACAAGCUGCGGGACCAUUGAAAUCUGUCCUACUUUUGCCCACGCACUGCUCUUCGUCAUCCUUUCUCUAUAAUGGAGAGAAGGCGUAAAACUUUUGAAGUUACACGCAUUAAUUUUGUGCCGUUCGACAAAGCUAUGUAAAUAAUCAACUGUAGAAUUUCACUUCUUCAACGCGAAUAUCGUAAAUGUUUGUUUUCGUAUAUUGUGAGAUAAAUCUUCACGUGCGUGACAGCCAUACAAAC
This is a messenger RNA of Cylicocyclus nassatus, 1676 nucleotides long. The record is from the annotation of a GenBank genome assembly. NCBI's taxonomy places the organism in Eukaryota, Metazoa, Nematoda, Chromadorea, Rhabditida, Strongylidae.